Molecule: messenger RNA, 3354 nt
Organism: Dipodomys ordii (Ord's kangaroo rat)
Lineage: Eukaryota; Metazoa; Chordata; Mammalia; Rodentia; Heteromyidae
Gene: Bbs9
Product: Bardet-Biedl syndrome 9
Exons: 23
Coding region: 110-2770 (886 amino acids)
Biological process (GO): cilium assembly
Cellular component (GO): BBSome; membrane
Source: RefSeq, a predicted model, not a curated record
CCUCGCACCCAGGGCGGUUGCUCCGACCCUUGGUUCUUAGAAGCCUGCGGAUUGGGAUUCCCAGAAAGGUGAGGCGGAUCCGCCUGAUUUGGCAUCAGAGUGAAAGAAAAUGUCUUUAUUUAAAGCCCGUGAUUGGUGGUCUACUGUUCUGGGAGAAAAAGAAGAAUUUGAUCAAGGCUGUUUGUGUUUGGCUGAUGUUGACAAUAGUGGAAAUGGACAAGAUAAAAUAAUUGUAGGUAGCUUUAUGGGAUACCUAAGAAUCUUUAACCCCCAUCCUAUGAAAAUGGGAGACAGCGCUCAGCCUGAGGACUUGCUCCUGGAAGUGCAUCUUCGAGAGCCAAUACUUCAGGUGGAAGUCGGGAAGUUUGUUUCAGGUACAGAAAUGCUUCAUUUGGCUGUGUUGCAUCCUAGAAAACUUUGUGUCUACGCUGUCUCAGGAACCUUGGGUAAUGUGGAGCAUGGGAACCAGUAUCAGGUCACAUUGAUGUAUGAGCAUCACCUUCAGAGGACAGCCUGCAGUAUGACAUAUGGACCGUUUGGUGGUGUUAAAGGUAGAGACUUAAUUUGCAUCCAGUCUGUGGAUGGGAUGCUGAUGGUGUUUGAGCAGGAAAGCUUUGCCUUUGGGAGGUUUCUCCCUGGUUUCCUGCUCCCUGGCCCUCUUGUAUAUAGUCCCCGAACAGAUUCCUUCAUCACUGUUUCUUCCUGCCGGCAAGUGGAAAGUUACAAGUACCAAGUACUUGCUUUUGCAACAGAUGCAGAUAAAAAGCAGGAGACUGAGCAGCAAAAACUUGGCUCUGGAAAAAGACUAAUUGUGGAUUGGACUCUAAAUAUUGGAGAGCAAGCCCUGGAUAUAUGCAUUGUCUCUUUCAGUCCAUCAGCAUCUUCUCUUUUUGUCCUUGGUGAGAGGAACCUCUUUUGCCUCAAGGAUAAUGGACAGAUUCGCUUCAUGAAGAAGCUUGACUGUAGCCCAAGUUGUUUCUUACCAUACUGCUCAGUUUCUGAAGGAACGAUCAAUACUUUGAUUGGAAACCAUAGUAGCAUGUUGCAGAUUUAUCAGGAUGUGACACUGAAGUGGGCUACUCAGCUCCCUCAUGUACCUGUGGCAGUAAGAGUUGGCUCAUUUCAUGAUUUAAAGGGUGUGGUGGUCACCCUGAGUGAUGAGGGUCAUUUACAGUGCUCAUACCUGGGGACAGACCCUUCUCUCUUCCAAGCGCCAAUAAUUGAAUCUCGAGAACUCAACUAUGAUGAGCUUGAUGUAGAGAUGAAAGAACUUCAGAAAAUCAUCAAAGAUUUUAAAUCACAAGGUGUUUGGCCUACGACUGAGAGAGAAGAUGAUUUGGAAGUUUCUGUCACAGUUUCUCCUAACUUUGAUUCAGUGUCUCAAGCCAUUGAUGUUGAACUUGGAACCGACCUUGUCCCUUCUAUCACAGUUAAGGUUACAUUGCAGAAUCGAGUGGUAUUGCAGAAAGCCAAAUUGUCUGUCUAUGUGCAGCCACCAUUAGUAUUGACUUGUGAUCAGUUCACCUUUGAAUUUAUGGAACCAGAGAUGACUAGCACAGUGGCCUUCUCUGUGUAUCUGAGAAGAAGUUACACACCUUCAGAAUUGGAAGGAAAUGCUAUUGUCUCUUACACCAGACCAACAGAUCGAAAUCCUGAUGGCAUUCCUCGAGUUAUCCAAUGUAAAUUUAGACUUCCUCUGAAAUUAGUCUGCUUGCCAGAUCAGCCUUCAAAAACUGCAAGUCACAAACUCACGAUUGACACCAACAAAUCUCCAGUGAGCCUGCUCAGCCUCUUCCCAGGCUUUGCCAACCAGUCAGAGGAUGAUCAGGUGAAUGUGCUGGGUUUUCGGUUCUUAGGAGGCUCCCGUGUUACUCUGCUUGCUUCCAAAACCUCUCAACGUUAUCGCAUUCAGAGUGAAGAGUUUGAAGAUCUCUGGCUCAUAACAAGUGAGCUCAUCCUCCGCCUUAAGGAACAUUUUGAAAAACAGGGAACCAAAGAUUUCGCGUGUUCUUUUUCUGGAUCCUUGCCCCUUCAAGAAUAUUUUGAGUUGAUUGAUCAUCAUUUUGAGCUACGGAUAAAUGGUGAAAAAUUAGAGGAACUCCUAUCAGAAAGAGCUGUACAAUUCCGGGCCAUUCAACGCCGGCUCUUAACAAGAUUCAAAGAUAAAACACCUGCUCCCCUCCAACACCUGGACACCUUACUAGAUGGAACUUACAAGCAGGUAAUCGCUCUAGCAGACACAAUUGAGGAAAACCAGGACAAUCUGUUGCAGUCAUUUGCCAGACUGAAGAGUGCCACCCAUCUGGUGAUCCUGCUGAUUGGGCUAUGGCAGAAGUUGAGUGCUGAACAGAUUGCUAUUCUGGAAGCUGCAUUUCUGCCACUACAGGAAGACACACAAGAAUUGGGCUGGGAAGAAACCGUGGAUGCUGCUAUUGCACACCUACUGAAGACCUGCCUGUCAAAGAGCUCCAAGGAGCAGGCUUUGAACCUCAGCAGCCAAUUGAGCAUGCCAAAAGAUACCAGCCGACUGAAGAAACGCAUCACCUUGCUAUGUGAUAGAUUAGCCAAAGGUGGCCGUCUCUGCUUGAGCACUGAUGCAGCAGCCCCACAGACCAUGGUCAUGCCAGGCGGUUGUACUCCAAUCCCAGAAUCAGACCAAGAGGAGAAAUCAGUAGAACAGGACUCCACAGAACUGUUCACCAACCACCGCCUCCUCCUAGAAGAGACGGCCAGACCUGAAGUUUCAGCCCUCCAAGGAGUGUCUGAAUAGUCUGAGGAGAGGUCUACGGUUGAGAGGAAGAUGCCCUUGCCAAAGCUGACAAGUGUGGACCACACAUCAGCACAGAUAUAGGGCCGACACAGGUGCUUGUUCAGGUCACCCUUCCCAGUGACACCCCAUAGGGACCUCGUCAGUCUACUUGUUUUGCUAGGAAGACUUCGAAUACCAUAGACACGUCUGCAGAAAGACAGGAUCUGCUAUUUCUUACUGGGAAAGGAUGUUGCUGCCUCUGUUUAUCGGUAUGCUUACAGUCACAGGAUAUAUAAGAUAACAUGGUUGGGGACUGACUUGACAGUGCAGAGAUUCACGUCCAAAACAACUUGAUACUCUCAUUUUUUUUCACAGAAUUCUUGUAUAGUAAAUGUGUCAAGUUUAAUAAAGUAUCUCAUUGUCAAACAACUGGAACUUAAUCAUCAGGAGGAUGUAUAAGUGAUUUCUCUACUUAACUUUUGAAAGGAAUUGCAAAAUUGUUACUCCACAGGAAGACUUGAAUAUGAUUAUUUUUAUCAAUAAGCAGCCACUGUGGAGCUAAAAAUACAAGAGGACAAGUUUUCUAAUAUUAUAUGAAAAUCUCU